CGUUAAAAUCGACACUGUCAGCCUGGUGGAACAAAUGUUAGCUUUUCACAGAACUGUAACGCUGUAACCUUUGUAGCACCAUGGCAAGAGCGAGCAUCUCCGUUUCUGGUUCUUCAGGCUCCAGUCUGGAAUUUGAGGACUAUUCGCUCUACAAUAACCUGACUGAUGACCAGCUGCUGCAGCUCGCCAUUGAACGCAGCCUGACCAACACCCACUCCAGUGUCAUUGCUGCUGUCCCGACUCUUCAACAGCAAAGUAACAGAAGCACCUUGAACCUUCCAGAUAGAAGAACCAAUACUCCUGUAGUCCGCCACAACCCCUCUCCAGCCCAGACCACUGCACACUACAGUUCACCAAAUCCUCCGAAAGAAAAGCCACCUGAUCUGAAGAACUUUGAUGGAACCGUCAGUCGGUUUAUGACCGGGUCUGGGAAGCGUAUGGUGGCCUAUCGCAAACCUGAUGGUAGCUUGGUCCAUAUUGCUCCAGAACCUGAAGAGGAGGAGGAGCCUAUUUUCAAAGCAGUGCGUCUUGGUGAUGUCAGUCGAGUUAAAGCUCUGGUGAUGUGUCCAGGUACAAACCUGAUGCUGCCCAGCAAACCUGGGUGGUUGGCGAUCCAUCAGGCAGCCUGGUUUGGCCAAGAGGCCUGUUUGAGAGCCCUGCUGACAGCUCAGCCCGGGAUGGUCAACAAGCGAACAGAACGUGGCGAGUCGCCACUACUGCUCGCCGUCAGCAGAGAGCAUCUGCAAUGUGUUCAGGUGCUGCUGGAAAAUGGAGCAGACCCUGAGGUCAUGAGUCAUGAACGAGAAACAGCGUUGUAUAAAGCCUGUGAGAGGAACAGCCCUGCGAUGGUGGCGGCGCUGCUGAACCAUGGCGCAGAAAUCAACACUCCCUGUAUCCAGGGUUGGACCGCCCUACAGGAAGCCACCUGCCGCAACAAUGUAGAGAUCCUCGAGAUGCUCCUGAAGGCCGGCGCCAAACACAACCUCACCAACAUCUACGGCAUCACACCUCUGUUCACUGCGGCACAGAGCGGGCAGCUCGCCGCGCUGCGUUUCCUCCUCAAACACGGGGCAGACAUUAACAGCCAAGCUUCUGAUGGUGCCACGCCACUAUACGAGGCUGCUAAAAAUGGACACGAGGAAAUCGUGGAACUCCUGCUGUCCCAAAACGCUGACGCCAACAAACCCGGUAAAACCGGAUUACUCCCACUUCACAUUGCUGCUCAGAGAGGAAGUGACACAAUCGUGUCCAUCCUGAUUCCAGCCACCGGCAAGGCCAGAGUCCGCCGCACCGGCAUCAGUCCACUCCACCUGGCCGCUGAACGUAACCGUGACGACGUCCUGCAGUCUUUGAUUGCAGCAGGCUUUGAUGUUAAUGCCCAGCUGUCAGAGGAACGGUCCAAGAUGUACGAAGAUCGCAGAACCUCGGCACUCUACUUUGCCGUCAUCAACAACAACGUUGACGCCACCCGCAUGCUGCUGGAGGCUGGCGCUGAUCCCAACCUGGACGUGUUCAAUCCACUGCUGGUGGCAGCCAGGUUGAGUUGCAUCCAGACCGUCACUCUGCUGGUCAAGCACGGCGCCAAUAUCAACGCCCAAAUCCCCACCCACCCCACCACCUUCCCUGCCGUCUACAUGUUCUGCAUGAAGUACCUGCCCAUGUUCAAGUACCUGCUGGACAGAGGAGGCCACGCCCUCAGCUGCUUCGACUGCGUUUAUGGCAAUGGUCCACAUCCGCCAAUCAAAACCAGACGUUCGGACAGAGACGACCUCUGUGACGCAGGCGGACUCCUUUCAGUGGCCAGUCAGAGGAGAGGCAUUCAGUUCUGUGAGAUGAUCUCUGCCCCCAGUAUAUGUCGGUGGGCGGGUCCAAUCAUUGACGUUCUGCUUGACUACGUUGGUCAUGUGACACUUUGCUCCAGACUGAUGGAGCAUCUGGACAGUUACCCGGACUGGAGUGGCAUCAAAGAAAAAGCUGUGCUGCCACGUACGCUGCUGCAGCUGUGCAGACUGAGGAUCCAGCAGCUGAUUGGACGCAGGCAGCUGAAGAGGUUACCGCUGCCUGGUGGACUGAUCCGCUUCCUGCAGCAUCAGGAGGGGGCUGUGGACCACUGAGGACCUUCUACUGACUGGUAGACAUUCACAGCAGUGCAGGUUGUUGUUUUUUUUGUUUGUUUUCUUUUUAAAGCCUACUGGUGCAUUUGAACGUUGUUGGUUUUCCCAUUUUUGUGUGAAAAGAGGCUCUCCAGAACAUUAAGGUGUUCAUGAUGGCUUGUAGAGAGCAGUUC
Thalassophryne amazonica is the source of this 2287-nucleotide messenger RNA. Its product is annotated as ankyrin repeat and SOCS box protein 2-like. Bases 81 to 2114 code for a protein of 677 amino acids. The transcript has 10 exons. Gene Ontology annotation, molecular function: protein binding. The record is from RefSeq and is a predicted model, not a curated record. Lineage: Eukaryota; Metazoa; Chordata; Actinopteri; Batrachoidiformes; Batrachoididae. Gene Ontology annotation, biological process: intracellular signal transduction.